UUGACGUUUUGCGAGUUGUUACGAUUUACGAAUGCGAUUGCGUUGCUGAAUUAGAAAUUUUCAAAUAUUUUCAUUGUUGUGCCGAUAAUCGUAUAUAAACUAUACCAAAAAAUAUAUUUCAAAAUGAGUGAGGCUGUAAAUAUUGAACUAUCUGGAGAAAUGAAUGCAACAACGGAAAAGAGAGGUUUACAAAAGUAUGUCAAUGAAGUUGAAUUAUUACUGCAGCAUGUUCGCAAUGGAGCGGGUCCUGCUAUCAUCAUGGGACUGCUGGCCACUCGGCGGCCGUGGACUCAGUUUGUGGCUACUGACAACUUCAAGGUGCCGGCGUCGCUGCCGCGGCUGACGCGCCGCUUCUACCGCAACGUGGAGUACUUCCAGGCCAACUACCUCGUCGUGUUCCUGAUACUCUUCGCUUAUUGUUUAAUAACAUCUCCACUGCUGUUGAUUGCCAUGGUGGCCAGCUUCUUCGGGUACCGCAAACUCACCUCAGGACCCAACACAUGGAAGAUCGGGGGGUACGAGCUGACAAAGACGCACCAGUACCUGGUGGCGGCCGCGGGCUCCAUGGCCAUCUGCUGGCUGGCCGGCGCGGGCGCCGUGCUGUUCUGGGUGCUAGGCGCAACAGUGACAGUGGUAGCCCUCCACGCCGGCUUCUACGACGCAGAGGCGCUCCCAGUGGCCGACGACCAGGAGCGGUUCGCCAUGAUCGAGCAGGUCUGACAGACGCCCCUGCCGCUGUACCUGCCGCCCCCGGCCCGCCUGUCGCCGCCCCCGGGCCGAAUGUUGCCGCCCCCGGGCCGACUGGAGCCGCCCCUGCCGCUGGUGCACGACAUGGCAACGAGGCACGGGAUUUAGAUGUUACGGGCUAUAUAGGGGAGGUGGAUAAAGCGGUGUGGUAAACGGAAAGGCGGUGACUCAGGGGGUCAUUGUGCACUACUUUUGGUAAUUCGUCUAAAAAGUUUCUGCUGCCUUUACUAAAGUUUUGUGAAUAAAAAAUAUCGCGAAUUUCGUGGUCCGGAGUCACCCCUUUCCACUUACUACUUAUACCACUUUUGCAACAGUCUAUAGCAGGGCUGUUAAAAAUCUUUGGGGCGGACGGCGACACAACGGCGCGGCGGCAGCGUUUAAAAUUCUGUCUCUAAGAUUUGUGAUGUGUACCUAAUAAUUGUAUUGUACUAAUGUUAGAUUAUUUCUGAAUAUAAUA
This is a messenger RNA of Plutella xylostella (diamondback moth), 1204 nucleotides long. Its product is annotated as prenylated Rab acceptor protein 1. The record is from RefSeq and is a predicted model, not a curated record. Gene Ontology annotation, cellular component: Golgi apparatus. NCBI's taxonomy places the organism in Eukaryota, Metazoa, Arthropoda, Insecta, Lepidoptera, Plutellidae.